This is a messenger RNA of Ustilaginoidea virens, 612 nucleotides long. RefSeq lists its product as uncharacterized. Gene Ontology annotation, molecular function: ferroxidase activity; 2 iron, 2 sulfur cluster binding; ferric iron binding. The transcript has 2 exons. NCBI's taxonomy places the organism in Eukaryota, Fungi, Ascomycota, Sordariomycetes, Hypocreales, Clavicipitaceae. Gene Ontology annotation, biological process: intracellular iron ion homeostasis; iron incorporation into metallo-sulfur cluster. Gene Ontology annotation, cellular component: mitochondrion. The coding region runs from base 1 to 612 and encodes 203 amino acids. The record is from RefSeq and is a predicted model, not a curated record.
AUGUCCCGACAGGCAACCCGCCAGAUAUCCCGGCUCCUAGCCCAGGCUGCACGCCGCCCGGCCGCGACCCGCCCGGCCGCUCAACUGCUUCCUGCAGCCGCCGCCGCCGCCGCCGCCGGCCGAAGCUCAGCCCGACCCCCCAGCAGAGCGUUGUCGGCGUCGCCCCUUCGCGGCAGGGGCAUCAUGCCCGAGACCGACAACCCGGCCAAGCACGACGUGGCCGAGGUGCAGACCAGCAUCGGCGUGGCCGACCUCUCCGAGGGCCAGUACCACGAGCUCGCGGACAGCUACCUGGACGCCGUGCUGUCCAAGUUUGAGCAGCUGCAGGACGCGCGGGAAGACAUUGACAUUGAGUAUUCGUCGGGCGUCAUGACCAUCGCCGUGGCCGGCAAGGGCACGUACGUCAUCAACAAGCAGCCGCCCAACAAGCAGAUCUGGCUGUCGAGCCCGGUUUCCGGGCCCAAACGCUACGACUGGUGCAUCCUGGGCGAGGGCCAGGCCGACAAGGAAGGCACCGGUAGCGGGGGCUGGAUCUAUACGCGGGACGGCGUGAGCCUGAGCGAGCUGAUCUUGGCGGAGCUGGAUGUGGCGAUUGAGCCGGCGUCGAGUUGA